GCCUAGUGCUUCUUGGUUGCUUGGUGGGAGCUGACUUCGCCGCCGCCGCCGCCGCCCGCCGCCUGCCUCGCUGUCUCGGGCGCCGCAGAGGGGGACGCGAGCGCGCCGCCCCGUUCAGGAGCAGCGCUGGACCUGUAGACCCUGCAGGAUGUUUCGUGUUCGUUUUCUCCCUGCUGUGGCUGGUUUAGCUGCCAUUUCUAGACGCCGCUAUGGAACAGCCCAUUCUCUCCGUAGCCAUCGUAGGCUAAUGAUGGUGGCUUUUGCUGGAGCAGCAGCUACAACAGCAAGCGCCGGACUACUCUGGAAAAGAGCCCACGCAGAAGCAUCAUCAUCUGUAAAACAUGAUAUAAGAGCAGAGCCUGGUGAGAAAACAAAGAACAGAGAUGAAGUUGUGAAUGAAGAGAGUGAUGACAGAAAAGCUGUAGAGUCAAGUGAUGAAGAUGUUCCAACAGAAGGAAAGAAGAAGAAGCAGCGGUCUGGAUUUCGGGAUCGUAAAGUGAUGGAGUACGAGAACAGGAUCCGAGCUUAUUCCACUCCAGAUAAAAUCUUUCGAUAUUUUGCCACAUUGAAAGUAAUAAAUGAGCAUGGAGAAUCAGAAGUGUUUAUGACCCCACAAGAUUUUGUGCGAUCUAUAACACCAAAUGAAAAGCAACCGGAAAAUUUAGGCCUUGAUCAGUUUGUGGUGAAGCGCUACGAUGGGAAGACAGAGAGAAUCUCCCAGGAACGCGAGAAGUUUGCUGAUGAAGACAGCAUAUUUUACGCACUUGGAGAAUGUGGCUUGAUCUCCUUUUCUGACUACAUCUUCCUCACUACAGUCCUUUCUACUCCUCAGAGGAACUUUGAAAUUGCUUUCAAGAUGUUUGAUCUAAAUGGUGAUGGAGAAGUGGAUAUGGAAGAAUUUGAACAGGUUCAGAGCAUCAUUCGCUCCCAGACUAGCAUGGGAAUGCGCCAUAGAGACCGUUCGACUACAGGGAACACCUUGAAGACAGGCUUCAACUCUGCAUUGACCACUUACUUUUUUGGGGCUGAUUUGAAGGGAAAACUGACUAUCUCUCACUUCUUGGAGUUCCAGCGCAAACUUCAGCAUGACAUUCUCAAGCUUGAGUUUGAAAGGCAUGAUCCUGUAAAUGGCCGGAUCACGGAACGUCAGUUUGGCAGCAUGCUAUUGGCUUACAGUGGAGUGCAAUCUAAGAAGCUCACUCUUAUGCUAAAACAGCUCAAGAAGCAUUUUCAGGAUGGAGAAGGGCUGACGUUUGAGGAGGUAGAGAACUUCUUCACUUUCUUGAAAAAUAUAAAUGACGUGGAUACAGCAUUAAGUUUUUAUCACAUGGCCGGAGCAUCUCUUGAUAAAGACACUAUGCAGCAGGUAGCCAAGACAGUGGCGAAAGUGGAGCUGUCGGACCACGUGUGUGAUGUGGUGUUUGCCCUUUUUGACUGCGACGGCAAUGGAGAACUGAGCAACAAGGAGUUUGUGGCCAUUAUGAAGCAAAGGCUUAUGAGGGGCCUAGAGAAGCCCAAAGACAUGGGGUUUACACGACUCAUGAGGGCCAUGUGGAAAUGUGCACAGGAGACUGCUUGGGAUUUCGCCAUGCCCAAAUAAUACCUCCAGACCAGAAGAGAAAGCCCGGCUUCAAUGCGCAGAUGAGGAUCUUGGAUUCUGCUGUGGCCAUCAUUUCAGAUGCUCCGCUAAUGAAGGCCUUGUCCGAUGGGAUGAUCACAGGCAAUUGCUGGACUGAAAAACAAGCUCUGGAAGGCAAACGAUGUUAACCACAAAUUUUCCUUUAAAAUACUUAUGCAGAAAUUCAAGCACAUUCUGCCUCUGAACAGCUGUUUCCCUCGCAUAUGCAUUCAGAUGCACGCAUUUCCCCUAUUUUCGUCUCAGUUUCUCCUUUUUAACUUUCAGGAAGGAAACAAAGCAACCCACCAGAAUAUUUAACCUGGGAUGUUGCGGCUGUUGCUUCUGUCUCCCCCUUAAAUUGGCCGAGCGUGGACAUUCCAAAGAACGGCCUUGCUUGUACCAGCAGUGACAAGAAUUUUAAAUACUGUUGGGUAAGGAGGUUCAUCAGAUGCUCCCAGCACUUCCUCUUGUCCUGCUCUUGAAGUUUACUUGAAGUUUCUAAAGUGUAGGGCCAAACAUCAAAAUGUGUACUGUUCUUUAAGUUGGCCAUCGGCUUCCAAACAAAGGAUGGCCAGGGGAAAGGGUGGGGGUGAGUGAAAUGAUUCUGAGCAAGCUUGUUUCUGCACAAAUGCCUGCUUGCUUGCAACAAGUGGCAUCUGCUCCAUCAUACCCAAGAUUGGGAAGGUAUAAAUAGGCAAGAUGGUUGAACAUUUGAAGUAUUUUGCACUUUCUCCUACCACCCCUUCCUUGGGAUCCCUGACUUGUACAUGUGAUCCAAUGUAUAUCCUCUGAUCUGUGAUUUUUCCUCUUAAUGAGAACGUUAGCUCAUCAUGAUUUGUUCUCCCAUAUAGUCUGAACGCUGCCCUUUACAGAGCUCCAGAGCGCUUGUAAAAUAUUACUUCAAUUAUAAUGGUUCCCGACAAAAAGCAAACGUUCCUAUGUCAUCUUUCUCUUUUUGGGAAGUCUCAUGAAUUUAACCAGGUUUGACUUUCUGUUGGCAGCAGGUCCAUAAAAUUCAGUCAUCUUGCCGCCAAAUGGAAAAGGGGAGGAGGGCAAUUUGGGAAUGUGCCGGCUCUCCCAUUACUGCUUCAGAAAGAGAGGAGAUGACGAGAUUGCGUUCAGAUGUGAGCAUGCCCAAAUGCUAAGUAUUUUAUUUGUUUUUCUAAGUAAUAAAAUGUUAGUAUUUUUGUUUUAAUUUGAUUACUUUUAUUUGAAAUAAAAUUCCUGUUAUUGCUGCCAUUAA
Varanus komodoensis (Komodo dragon) is the source of this 2861-nucleotide messenger RNA. It is a transcript of the gene MICU1, whose product is annotated as mitochondrial calcium uptake 1. The transcript is spliced from 13 exons. The record is from RefSeq and is a predicted model, not a curated record. Gene Ontology annotation, biological process: calcium import into the mitochondrion; mitochondrial calcium ion homeostasis. Gene Ontology annotation, molecular function: calcium ion binding. The coding region runs from base 149 to 1600 and encodes 483 amino acids. Gene Ontology annotation, cellular component: uniplex complex. NCBI's taxonomy places the organism in Eukaryota, Metazoa, Chordata, Lepidosauria, Squamata, Varanidae.